This is a messenger RNA of Gaeumannomyces tritici R3-111a-1, 2195 nucleotides long. RefSeq names its product GMP synthase. Gene Ontology annotation, biological process: GMP biosynthetic process. Gene Ontology annotation, molecular function: ATP binding; GMP synthase (glutamine-hydrolyzing) activity; GMP synthase activity. The coding region runs from base 273 to 1907 and encodes 544 amino acids. The record is from RefSeq and is a predicted model, not a curated record. Gene Ontology annotation, cellular component: cytosol. The transcript has 5 exons. Lineage: Eukaryota; Fungi; Ascomycota; Sordariomycetes; Magnaporthales; Magnaporthaceae.
GGAAAAAAAAAGGACGACUUGGAGGUCCGGUGUAGGAGAGGGAGUUUCCUGCCUUGUGUAGUAGAAAAUAGGAUAAAUUCCCCCUUCUGGCUGUCAGAGGGAGACCCUCAAUGGGAUUUUUUGCUUUCGUCCUUGCCCUUUCAAUAAACCGUUUCUACCACCCCUAAACGUUCACGCACUCGCCUGCUGCCCCUCACUUGUCGACAUCACCCCUGCCUGCCUUCAAGGUCGAGGAUAGGAAAGACAAAGACAGAGAGAUACGCAAAGCAGACAUGGCUUCCACAACGGAACAGGCCGAGACGCCUCACCAGGCGUAUGAUACCAUUCUGACGUUGGACUUUGGCUCGCAAGUGACGCACCUCAUCACCAGGCGGUUACGAGAGCUCAAUGUCUACAGUGAGAUGCUGCCAUGCACCACCAAGCUGUCCGACUUGACCUGGAAGCCCAAGGGCAUCAUUCUGUCGGGCGGCCCCUACUCGGUCUACGACGCGGACGCGCCCCAUGUCGACCCUGCCUUUUUUGACCUCGGCGUUCCCAUCCUGGGCAUCUGCUACGGCCUCCAGGAGAUCGCCUGGAGGCUCAGCAAGGACAACGUCGUUGCCGGCGAGAAGAAGGAGUUUGGUUACGCUGACCUCACGCCGCAGCGCCAUGGUGGCCACGUGGACCGCCUCUUCGAGGGCAUCACCGACGGCGCGACGCAGGUCUGGAUGAGCCACGGCGACAAACUGAGCCAGCCGCCCACCGGCUUCCAUACCAUCGCCACCACCAGCAACUCGCCCUUCGCCGCCGUCGCCCACGAGACCCAGCCCAUCUAUGGCGUCCAGUUCCACCCCGAGGUGACCCACACCCUGCGCGGCGGGGAGCUGCUGCGCAACUUUGCCGUCGGCAUCUGCGGCGCCCGCCAGAACUGGAGCAUGUCCAACUUUAUCGGCCAAGAGAUUGCCCGCAUCCGCAAGCUCGUCGGCGAGAAGGGCCAGGUCAUCGGCGCCGUCUCUGGCGGUGUCGACUCUACCGUGGCCGCCAAGCUGAUGAAGGAGGCCAUCGGCGACAGGUUCCACGCCGUGCUCGUCGACAACGGAGUCAUGCGCCUGGACGAGUGCCAGCAGGUCAAGAAGACGCUCGCUGAGCACCUGGGCAUCAACCUGACCAUCGCGGACGCGUCGCAAAAGUUCCUUGCGGGCCUCAAGGGCGAGCUGGACCCGGAGAAGAAGCGCAAGUUCAUCGGCAACACCUUCAUCGACAUCUUCGAGGAGGAGGCCGUCAAGAUCGAGAAGGCGGCCGAGAACACGCCGCAGGCCGGCAAGGUCGAGUGGUUCCUGCAGGGAACGCUCUACCCGGACGUCAUCGAGUCCAUCUCCUUCAAGGGCCCGUCCGACACCAUCAAGACGCACCAUAACGUCGGCGGCCUCCCGAAACGCAUGAUGGAGGGCCAGGGCCUCCGGCUCAUCGAGCCGCUGCGCGAGCUGUUCAAGGACGAGGUGCGCGCGCUCGGUCGCGAGAUGGGUAUCGACGAGGAGCUCGUCAUGCGCCACCCCUUCCCCGGCCCGGGCAUCGCCAUCCGCAUCCUCGGCGAGGUCACGCCCGAGCGCGUCGAGAUGGCCCGCAAGGCCGACCACAUCUUCAUCGGCAUGAUCCGCGAGGCCGGCAUCUACAACGACAUGAGCCAGGCCUACGCCGCCCUCAGCUCCGACCGCGUCGUCGGCGUCAUGGGCGACAAGCGCCAGGAGGGCUACAUGGUGAUCCUCCGCGCCGUCGUCACAAAGGACUUUAUGACGGCUGAGGCCUACAAGUUCGACAUGGACCUACUCAUGAAGAUCUCGACCCGCAUCGUCAACGAGGUCGACGGCGUCAGCGCCGUCGUCUACAACACCACCAGCAAGCCCCCUGCGACCAUUGAGCUGCAGUAGAGGGUGUGUGCGUGUGUGUGUAUGUGUUGUUUGGAUUCGAGAGGGAAUGGGAGGGAAGGGAUUUAGAAGGAAGGCUCGCGCGGGUGGGUUUUAGAGGUCGGCUUUUUGCGCAUUGGAAAAGGAGGGGACACGAACUGGGCAAGGCAAGGUUAUUGGGGGAAAUCGGGGUUACGCUAGAGGUGCGAUGUUUUUAUCCGCGAGACUCAGUAUGGCUUUGGCGAGCAAUCCAUAGCGCUGAUCCAUCACAGAAUGCUCGAUCACUGCGAGAUGCUUCAGGGUCUUCAGCAA